CUGGACGAGCAUAUGUGCCUUCAUAUAGUGGAGCGACCGGAAGCGAAUACAGCUAUUCACAUUUAGAUCACCAACAGCGGUCGGUAUACGACGCCGCAACGAACGAUUGAGUGGCAUGCGUCUUUCCAUAAUAAGCCAGGCACCAUGCUGUCUGGUACUGUUGCUGAUUCUACUCGACUUCGUCGUUACGCAAACAUCGGAGAGCGAGCCUCCAUCAUCAUCGUCAUCACCACUGCCAGCCAUAGAAGACUAUCAAGAAUAUGACGAUUCAAUGGCGCCUGGCGUGGAAUCCCCGUCGCAGGAAACGACUGACGCUACCAGUAGUAUGCGAGAUAUGCUAUCGUUACGUAAGGCAGACUCAGAGACGUCUGUAGACAGUGGGUCACCAGAAGGGCUUACCAUGAGCAACGAAAUUUUCAAGAAUGAAAACUCCGUUAUCAAAGCCAAGGUCGACCGAUUGAGUGGUUUGUUCAAGAAGAGUGUGGAAAAAAUUAAAAUGAAACAUAAGCGGGUGGACAUUGUAUUUCUCAUUGAUGCUAGUUCCAGCGUGGGCAAGGCAAACUUCCACAGCGAGAUCAAGUUUGUGAAAAAAUUGCUCUCCGAUUUCAAUGUCAGCUAUAACUACACAAGGGUUGCGGUCAUCACAUUCAGCUCGCAGAAGAAAAUUUUUCGUCACAUAGAUCAGAUAUCAACAUCUAUAGAAGACAACGACAAAUGUCUACUGCUGAACUAUCAAAUACCGAAAAUUGAAUUCAGUGGAGGAGGAACGUAUACGUAUGGAGCUUUGAAGGAAGCUGAAGAAAUUUUCAACCUUGCACGGGUAAAUAGUAAAAAAAUUAUUUUCCUCAUAACUGAUGGUUUCUCGAAUGGGCGCGACCCUAUUCCAUUGGCCGAGUCCCUGAAGCGUAGUAACGUAGUCAUAUAUUCAAUUGGGAUUCAAAGCGGAAAUUAUGCAGAGCUUUACAAUAUCUCCAGCCAGCCUGGUGACAACCAUAGUUUUCUUCUCGAUAGUUUUGAUCACUUCGAAACUCUCGCCAGAAAAGCAUUCCAUAGUGACUAUAAAAGUGGGGAAAAUAUUGGAGUUAACACAACCUUGUGCGAUGUGUUAUGUUUAGAUGAUCCGGAUUUUAUCUAUGAUGGUAGUGGUGGAUGUUGCGAUGAGAAUGCAACAUGUAGCUGUAGUACCAAUUCAGGCCACUACUCAUGUGUUUGUCAGCCAGGGUACUUUGGGUCCGGUCUGCGAGGAAAAUGUCAACCAUGUACGAAUGGCACCUAUUGGGAUGGACUAGGAAAGUGUCGGCAAUGCCCGGACAUAAAUCACAUUUCGCAAGUGAUUCCAGCAAUGAAUGUGAGCGAUUGUGUGUGCAAGAAUAGCUACAAGCAAAGCGAUGAUGGGCGUUGUGAAGUGAUGAAUUGCCCUGAACUAUCACCUCCGGAAAAUGGAUACUUCGUGAAACAGCCGAACGCCUGCAGUCAGGUGCUCAAUGCAGCAUGCGGAACCAGAUGCCAAUCAGGUUAUCAGUUGGUGGGAGAUAGUAUUCGACUCUGCCAGGAAAAUGGGAUUUGGUCCGGAAAUGAUCCAAAAUGCGUUCUGAAACCGUGUCCACCUCUAAAAAUUCCUUACUAUGGACUAACUGUAUGUAAGAAUCCUGACCUGAACCUGCAUUUCGACUACUCGCCAAGGAACAAGUCCUUUAUUGUAAACUAUAGUGCGUCAUCGGAGCGAUCUACCGAACCCAUGCCAAUUGAUACUGACUGUUCAUUCAAGUGUGGCCAUGGAUUCUAUCUAGUAGGAUCCAAUACCCGUAACUGUUUACCUCUAUCAAAGUGGGAUGGGCUGCAAACCACAUGCAAACAAAUUCUGUGCCCUCCACUACCGAAGAUCCCGUUCGGAGAGUACGACCCGACGGAUUGCGCUGAACAGAAAUCGGCUCAUGGUUCCAACUGUACUCUGAUUUGCAAUUUCGGCUUCGAGCUCAAAGGAGGUCCCUCGACAAAAUCUUGCGGAGGUAAGCGAAACGGCAUUUGGACCCAGAAGACCAAGACUCCACGUUGCGUCGACGUUACUCCACCGCAUCUCAUGUGUCCCAAUAACUACACACUACAAAUGCAUGACGAUUACAACUAUGCCAUCGUCAAGCGGCUAAAUCGACCUUACGCAUUUGAUAAUGGUGGCGACAAUUUUACCUUCUGGUCCAAACCGGCGAUCAAAGACAAUGGUACAAAACUGUACAAUGGAACGCAUCUUUUCACGUAUGUCGCACUUGAUUCGUUUAAAAAUAAGGCCAAGUGUAACUUUACUGUUACAGUGAUGGACAAAACUGCUCCGGUGAUUGAAAGCUGUUACAAUCCAGCUCCAUUCUACAUAUCAUCGUCAAAAAACAAUAACGAGACUUAUGUAACAUGGGAUGAACCAACAGUAUUUGACAAUUCUAAUGAAAAUAUCACGAUGACUCGCAGUAUUGAUUUUGGAUAUUUAGACGUUGGAGAAUAUGAAGUGAUCUACCAUGCGGAGGAUUCUGCAGGUAAUGCAGCUGAGUGCAUGGUAAACGUAACAGUUAAGGAGUACAAAUGUGAAAAUCUACCUUCGCCACCCAACGGGCAAACGAUAUGUGCGAAAAAUGCUUCCCAUACAUGGUGUGAAGUUUCGUGUCUCUUUGAUCAUACAUUCCACGAUCGAGAGGACAAUUCUGCCAUAUUGCUUUGUAACAAUCGAAAUCCAAAAUGGCAUAAGGAUACGAUUCCGGAAUGCACAGCUAUAGAAAAACCCACUGCUGUUGAAGAAGUUAUAACAAUAAGCCUAGGCUCAGAUACAACCACGCUUUGCAAUGAUGAUGGUGCAACUAAGGGAGAACUAGAGGACUUAUUCACGCAUAACAUGAGAGAUUAUUUGUGUGGAUCGCAAGAGGACUGCAGCAUAACUACGAUAAUUCCUGCAUGCGAUGAUGUACAACAACCGGAUGACACGUCUAAGUAUCACAUUGUGAAAAGGGAAAUCAGUGAAGAGGUUCGAACUAAAUCUAGGAAGCAGAAUGUUAAGCGGGAUGACCGGGCCAUUAUCAAAAUUAAUGUGUAUACCAAACUAUCCAAGCGGCUUGGAUUGUGGAAGCAGGAUGGAAAGAAGUCCGACAACAUUAAGAGAGUGAAGGCAGAGCUACAAAAUAUCAACAACAAUGAAAAAUUGAGAAAACGUCUUGGUGACAUGAAUAUGGACCUCAGCAUUCUAAAGCUUGACGAAACAAUACGCUGCCAAAAUGGCAGUGUAGCCAAGAAACUAGUUUGCGUUCAGUGUCCUAGAGGAACAUAUCACAACUUAACUACAAACACCUGCAAUUCCUGUCCUAUUGGAAGCUACAACGAGUUAACAGGCCAAGCGAAUUGUAUCCAUUGUUCACCAGCUCAUUCAACAAGAAAACCCAAUAGUAAGCAUUCGUCCGAAUGUAAACCUCAGUGUCCUCCGGGAACAGUAGCCAAGCUUAAACUAAUGAAGAAAGAAAAAGUUCAGAAGUACCACAAGAGCCUGGUGCCGUUUUGCCGGAAGUGUGAACCGGGAGAAUAUCAAGGGUUGUACAAUAGAAUAAGCUGUGAUAAAUGUCCACCUGACCAUAUUUCUCCUCGAGGAUCUACGUCGAUAGCAGAUUGCGCUCCGAAACAUAGUCAACCAUGCUUAACGGAGUUCUCCAUUUGUGGACCACGUGGACAAUGUAUUCCAGAGCCUUUGAACGACGAACUGUAUAGUUGCGUAUGUGAGGAAGGCUUCGUAGGGUCACACUGCGAGAAACAGUUGAACGCGUGUGCCUCUGCUCCGUGCUAUAAUGCUGGUACGUGCGUGUCAAUUAAUGCAACAUCUUUCAAAUGUGUUUGUCCGAAUUCAUACAGUGGUCAGCUUUGUGAGCAAUUCAUCGACCCUUGUCGGCACGAUUCAUGUUUCAACGGAGGAAUGUGCGUCGAAAGUGAAGGUGUUUCAAACUGCGAAUGUCCACUUGGUUUCGACGGCAGUCGUUGUGAAAUCGAGAAGAAUUUUUGCACACCCAACCCUUGUGAGAAUGGUGGAGAUUGUUGGAGCAAUGGAGAAGGAUUCAGCUGUUCCUGUCCUCCAGGGAAAAUGGGGAAACGGUGUCAUCUGAAGCCCUGUGAUUACUUGCCAUGUCCAAAGAAUGCUAUCUGCGUCAAUGUGGAUCAUGUGAGAGCGGAUAGAGAAAGCUACCGAUGUGUGUGCCCGAAAGGAUUGAAAGGAAUAAACUGCAGUGAGAUAGAUAACCCUUGCGAUCGCGCUCCUUGCAAAAACAAUGGCGACUGUAAGCCUGCCAAACUUCGGAAUUCAGAUACUGACUAUAUGGAUUUAGCAAAUGACGAAAUUUACAUGAAAGUGACCUGUGAAUGUCCACCUUAUUUCUACGGACAAUUUUGUGAAAUUCUAACGACUCCAGACUUUGUGAUGUCCUUUGAAAAGUCCGGCGUUAAUGACUACGUGAAAAUUGCUGGACCCAAGCGCAACCUGUCAGAAAUUUCACUUUGUACGUGGAUUCAAACUAGUGACGAUUUUAACUAUGGAUCAGUUAUAUCUUAUGCCACAUCAAAUAUGGAUAAUGCCUUCACCUUCACCGAUUACAGCGGAUUUGUACUUUACGUAUCCGGAGAUCACGUGGUGACCAAUGUUUACAUCAAUGAUGGUAUAUGGCACUUCAUUUGUCUGGCCUGGACAAGCCAUAAAGGUUUGUAUGAAAUUUUUCUGGACGGUCAGCUUCACACUACAGGAUACGGACUAAGUAGUGGAAAGGCGAUAGAAGCAAAUGGUUUGUUCGUGAUCGGCCAAGAACAGGACUCCCUUGGAGGUGAUUUCAGCGAGACAGAAUCGUUUGUAGGGAAGCUAGCUUACUUGGAUUUAUGGAGUCGAGCGCUCAGUGGUUACGAAGUAAGGGAUCUCUACCAUAGCUGUGAGCCCUACCAAGGUGAUUUGGUCAAAUGGACUGAUCUGAAAUCGAAAAUCGUUGGAACAGUGAAACUCCAGAGAUCCGAGUUCUGCAGACAUUGCGAAAGAAAUUUGACGCUACAAAAUGGCCACAUAAACUAUUUUGACAACGGAGCCUAUCUUCGUUGCGACGAAGGAUACAAACUGCAUGGUCCAUCGGAAAUUGUCUGCUUACGAACAUCCAGCUGGAGUGAUACGAGUAGUUUUUGCAAACUGAUUCGCUGCGGUUCUUUAAGUUCAAUCCUGAACGGCAGAGUGAUUAUGUCCAAAUCGAGUUACAAAGGAAUAGCCCGAUUCGUUUGCGAUGAAGGAUUUUAUCUGUCGGGAGCUGAUUUUGCUCAUUGUACCAUUCAUGGAAAUUGGUCAGAGUCAUUACCAGAAUGCAUAAGUAUGAUUAAGUGUCCUGCGUUGACGGCACAGCCGGAUUCGUACAUAAUCUAUGCAACGGAAAGUGGAGUGUUGAACAAAGUAUUUGAAAACUAUGCUCUGGGAACACUGGCAGAAGUACAGUGCAAUGAAGGAUACUCAUCGUACGGAGAAAACCUUCUAACGUGUUUGGAUACUGGUAGCUGGGACGUAGCCUUACCUGAAUGCACUCCAGAUAUCCUGGAAAACACUACUGAAACAAUCACGGCAUCGACUGUUUCUCAAUCAAAAGCUCCAAGUAUUAUCAAAAUAAAUCGGCGGCCAGAUAUUCGUUUUUGGAAACAACUGAAAGACUAUUUGUUCUACGGAUGUAAUCCAUCCGAUCCCAGGAAAAGGUCUUCAUUUUGCGAAAAACCAGGAGCUGCUCCAACUAGAUUCACCGACUUAUCGAUAUUCGAUCUACCUGUAUCGGACGAUUACUAUAACAUGGACGUCAAAUUGCUGGAGCGAUUAGAGUGGACAACCAAACCGGAUGCAACUAUGAAGCUGGGAAACCUCUUGGAUUACAUCCUGUACGGAACGAACGAUCCAAUUGUUGAAUCCCAGCGAUUAACAAAAGAAACCGAAGAUGCCUAUCGUUUCGUGAUCUGUCUGUUCAUUGAUAUCAUCAUGAUGGACCGAGAGGUGACCUUUGAUGAUGAAAUUUACCUAGAUAUCAACUCAAGAGAGAACACGAACGAGAAAAUCAAAAGUCUACUAAAAAAUGUUGUUCAGCCCAUCUACGAAGCGCAUCAGCGAGAACUGGACGACGAACGACAUCAGGAAAUUGAAAAUCAAAGGAAUGCACUCAAGAAGAUUGUGGCACUUGCUGAAGCAGAGCGUAUUCUUGUCCAACGGUGCAGAUUGAGUGCAGUACCGGAACCACCAAUUGACAGUAGAAUAUUGACAAUUGAAACGACCUCCAUGGAAACGCGAAUGGUAGAUCUGCGAAUCGAGAAACUUCGGAAACGGUACGAUACGCUCGAGGUAGGUGCUCGAGUGAAGUACGGAUGCAAUUCAGGUUUCACUAUGAAAGGCAAAGGCUACGUAGAAUGCACUAAGGAAGGCCAUUGGAGCCACUUUGACAGUUUUUGUGAAGGCGUUCUCUGUGAGCAGCCAACGGUACCGCAAGGUAUGGUGAUUGCAGCAAGUUCGAUUGAUUCUCGGUACUACUAUGAUGAUGAGAUUGAAUACCGCUGCCAGGAAGGAUAUGCCAUGCAGGGCCAUCCCAUCAUAAAAUGUUCUAUCGAUGGAACAUGGUCACCAAUUGUAGCGAGAUGCUUUAAAAUAUCUUGUGGAAGGCCUAAAACAAGUAACACAGCAAAGAUUAUCUCCGGGAGCUCCUAUCAAUUUAAUGAGUGGCUGAAAAUUCUUUGCGAAGACAAACGCGUCGUGGAAACGAAAUGUCAAGCUAAUGGAAAGUGGACAUCAUUUGAUGAUUGCUAGUCUGGCUAUAAGCGUAAAAG
This is a messenger RNA of Ochlerotatus camptorhynchus, 6843 nucleotides long. RefSeq names its product sushi, von Willebrand factor type A, EGF and pentraxin domain-containing protein 1-like. The coding region runs from base 116 to 6823 and encodes 2235 amino acids. NCBI's taxonomy places the organism in Eukaryota, Metazoa, Arthropoda, Insecta, Diptera, Culicidae. The record is from RefSeq and is a predicted model, not a curated record. Gene Ontology annotation, molecular function: calcium ion binding. The transcript has 9 exons.